AGUGCGCUCUAGGCUUAUUUAGUAUGGACGCGUUCACUUGAUGGUCGCGCGCUGCAGAAUUGUCGUCCGCGGGAGCGUCAUUCCUGAUGAAAAAGAGUGCGGAUUGAAGAGGAGCGAGGAGAGAGCGUUUGGGUUGCGAACAUGGGCAGCUGAAAGCUAGGGAACGAGUGGAAACGAAAGGUUGAAUGGUUACCUUAUACCCCUCGCCAAAGUGCUACUGUAACCGUACUGAAGGAAGUUAAAGGGGCUUUUCAGCCUCACCACAGUAACAGGAUCUUGAGGGGCGCUGCGUGCUAACGAGCUACAUGGGACAUACUUUGAAUUAUUUAAUUGCGGCUCGCGCAAGCGCGUAUUGAGUAUAAUGACGCGCAGAUGGUAGACUAAUGCGCGUUCAUGGAAAACGGACGUAUUUGCGUUUGGGAAGGUAAAAACUGACACUGUAUCGAGCGUGUUUGGCCCCUCUCGUAAUGCAGCGGUGGGGGAGGAUCGGAGCAGGGACCUCGCAGCGGAUUUCAUGUUUCGCAACAAUGUUAAUGCCCCAUACCAAGGGAUUAUAAGGCCUCAAAAUGACACCUGGUUUCCUAAUGUGCACUCAAGAAGUUGUGUAUAGACUUUUUCCUGUGCAUUUCUAUCGAUAAUAACCAAAGCUGAAAGCCCAAUUCAGCUUAAAGUCAUUAAACGGGAAUGUAUAUAUCAAGUAUUGUUGAAUGUAGCACCCAGUACAGCAUGCCAGGUCUAUGAUCUGUAUUACUUGCUUGAGUUGAUCAGGGAACCGUUUCGGAAGCUUUUGUGUAUCUUAACGCGUCUUUAUGUGUGAAGUUAUUUUGUGGUCCUCUGCGCAAAUGGCGUCUUUCCCAGACUCCGACCUGCAAACAUGUCCGCUGUGCAAGGAGCUGUGCGGCUGCUCUGCUCCGAUCUCCUCCAAUUCAUCUACCUCCUCCUCGUCCUCCCAGACCUCCAACUCCUCAUCUACCUCAUCCACCAGGAGACUGCACGUCCUGCCCUGUCUCCACGCCUUCUGCAGGCAAUGCCUAGAGGGCCACAGGAGCCCAGGUGACCCUCUGAAGCUCAGAUGCCCCACAUGCGACCAAAAAGUGUCUCUGUCGGAAUCAGGCGUGGACGCGUUGCCUUCCUCCAACUUUCUCUUCAGCAACCUGCUGGAUGUGGUGGUCUCUGCUGAGGAACAGGGCAAGAACGGUCGGUCUUCAUCGGUGGUCCAUCACGGUGGUCUUCUGAGACCCCAGCACCUCUCAGACCCUCAAUGCAGCUCUUGUGAUGAGGGCAACCCCGCUGCUUCCCACUGCCUGGACUGCCAGGAGUACCUGUGCGAUAACUGCGUCAGGGCUCACCAGAGGGUCCGACUCACCAAAGACCACUUCAUCGAGGGGCUUCUGGAGAGCUUACACCUGGCCAACCGCACCAACAACUCCAACACCCCGAUCAACAUCUCCCAGUCCUUCCAUAACAGCUUCUCCAUGCUGAAUGUUUUCCAGGAGAGGAUGGACUUCUGCCAGCAGCAUGAUGAUGCGGUGCUGCGGUUUUUCUGUGAUAGCUGCGGUGUGCCAAUCUGUAGAGAGUGCAGCUUAGGCAGACAUGCGGGUCACAGUUUCACCUACCUGCAGGAAGCACUGCAGGACUCCAGAGCGCUGACCAUCCAGCUUCUCGCAGACGCACAGCAGGGCAGACAGGCUGUACAGCUGAGCAUCGAGAAAGCCCAGGCCAUUGCUGAACAAGUGGAACUGAAGGCUAAGGUUGUGCAGUCCGAAGUGAAAACCAUCACUCUUCGUCACAAGAAAGCUCUGGAGGAACGCGAGUGUGAGCUGCUCUGGAAGGUGGAGAAAAUUCGCCAGGUGAAGGCAAAAUCACUUUACCUGCAGGUUGAGAAGCUACACAAGAGUCUCACCAAGCUGGAUAGUACUAUCGCCACAGUGACACAGGUUUUAGAAGAGGGCCGUAGCAUAGAUGUCCUGCUAGCACGAGAGCACAUGUUAAAUCAGCUACAGGAGCUUAAAUCCAUCCGCUGCAUCCUGCAGCCCCAAGAAGACGAUCGCAUUAUGUUUACACCACCAGACCAGGCUCUUCUGAUUGCCAUUAAGUCCAUGGGCCUCAUCAGCAGCGGAGCCUUCGCCACAGCUUCCAAAGCUCACGGUGAAGGCCUCAAGAGAGCACUGCAAGGAAAGCUAGCUUCCUUUACUGUCAUAGGGUAUGAUCAUGACGGUGAGCCUCGGUUGUCUGGUGCUGACAGCAUCUCGGUUGUGCUUAUGAGUCCUGAUGGUAAUCUGUCCAGUGCAGAUGUUUCCGACCACCAAGAUGGAACGUACACAGUCAGCUAUCUGCCCAAGUGCGAGGGUGAGCAUUUGCUCUCUGUGCUUAUAUGCAAUCAGCACAUUGAGGGAAGUCCUUUCAAAGUGAUGGUCAAAUCCGGUCGCAGUUACGGCGGUGUAGGCCUGCCCAUUGCAUCUUUCGGAGGAGAGGGCGAUGGGGAUGGGCAGCUGUGUCGGCCUUGGGGCAUCUGCGUGGAUAAGGAGGGCUACGUGGUGGUCGCUGACCGAAGCAACAACCGUGUGCAGAUCUUCAAGCCUUGUGGCACGUUCCACCACAAGUUUGGCACCUUGGGCUCACGACCGGGCCAGUUUGACCGCCCUGCUGGAGUCGCCUGUGACAGCCAAAGGAGAAUCAUUGUGGCAGAUAAGGACAAUCACCGCAUCCAGAUCUUUACCUUUGAUGGCCAGUUUCUUCUCAAAUUUGGUGAGAAGGGAACCAAAAAUGGGCAGUUUAACUACCCAUGGGAUGUGGCCGUCAACUCUGAAGGGAAGAUCCUGGUUUCAGAUACACGCAACCACCGCGUGCAACUCUUUGGACCUGACGGGACUUUCCUUAACAAAUAUGGAUUCGAAGGUGCCCUCUGGAAACAUUUUGACUCUCCUCGCGGCGUGGCCUUCAAUCAGGAAGGCCACCUUGUUGUGACUGACUUCAACAAUCAUCGGCUGCUUGUCAUCAGGCCCGACUGCCAGUCAGCACGCUUCCUUGGGUCUGAGGGAACCGGAAGUGGCCAGUUCUUGCGGCCUCAAGGUGUAGCAGUGGACCAGGAGGAUCGUAUUAUCGUGGCCGAUUCCCGCAACCAUCGCAUUCAGGUGUUCGAACCCAACGGCAACUUUUUAUGCAAGUUUGGGACACACGGUAACGGCUUCGGGCAAAUGGAUCGCCCCUCGGGUAUAGCGGUUACCCCAGAUGGAAUGAUUGUAGCUGUGGACUUUGGAAACAACCGAAUCCUCAUGUUCUGACCUUUUAAGGCUUGAAAUACAAAACUGUAGCUGUGGACAAAUGGAAAAGGAGAUUUUGCACAUCUAUCAGGAGCAAAUGCAGUUUUAUUUAGCAAGGUGACAACAGUUGUAGGGACUUUAUAGUUUUGUAUGAUUCUCAGUGAUUGUGUAACACCAAAUGCUUGCCGUUACAGCACACAGUUUUGACUGCUAAAGGCUAAGAGUGUUUUGCUCUUUGUAUGUGUCUUCAAAUCUUUUUUUUUCUUUCAUUUCUUUUUUUUUCUCAGGGAAUUUCUUGCAUUCUUGAAAUAUUUUCUCUCUGCAUUACACCUACCUCAUCUAGCUUAUGUAUGAAUGUAUUCACAUUUGUGCAGAGACUUAGUCCAUGAAGUUUUAUAAAGAAGCGUCUACCUCAGUGUUUUUUUUUUCGUAGAAUGUAAAAAAAAAAAAAAAAGAAAGAAAAUGAAAUGAAGCAAUGUUUGGGUAUUUGCACAGUUCGCACAAUUUUUUCCUGAUUGUUACUGUGCACAGAACGCAAGUUAUGUCCCUGAAUGUUUCUCGUAAUGAUUGAAAAAAACAAAGCUGCAUGUUUUGGCAGAAACAUUAGGAGAACGUUUUGAUAUAUCUACUGCUAUGUUUUCUUUUUUUGAAUUUUGUGUACAUUUUAAAUCAGAAUUCAUCUUUAUCUCAUACCUCAUCUAAACCUUUUACCUCAUUUACCAUAUUAUACCUCUGGGUCCAUGAGCCUCAUUACACAUUUACCUCACUUUAUGGUCUUUUCCAUUUGAAAAUUAUGCAAGUAGUUACCAAAAAUUAAUGUUGAAUAACUAAUGAAAAAGACUUCUAAACUAGACAAAUGAUCUGAAUUUAGUAAUUUAAUAGGACCCUCAUUAUGUAAUCAAGAGUUUUGCAGAAGAACAGAUAUCCAUGAUUAUUUUAAAUGUGUUAUGAUAAAAAAGUAAAAUGGUGGGUGUUCUUAAAAAAAAAAAAAAAAAAAAAAAAAAGUUGUAUUUUUUGGGAGGGACAAACUGAAAGAAUGUAGACACUAAAGUGUAUAUCUAAAUGUAAAAAUGACAUAGCCCUUAUCUUUGUGUUUCUAUAGUUUAGUUUUUUCUUUUUCAAAUGCAUGAUUUAGGCAAGGUAAACUUGAUCGCCACAACUGGCAAACACGGAUAUAAUUCAGUUCCUCUCAGAGUAAGGAUUAUAUAUAUAUAUAUAUAUAUAUAUAUAUAUAUAUAUAUAUAUAUAUAUAUAUAUAUAUAUAUAUAUAUAUAUAUAUAUAUAUAUAUGUUCUUUCAACAUAGGAUGUAUAUUAAGACCAGGUUCAUAAGAGUCUCAUUACAAACAGCUGCAUUAGAUCACAAGUUGUUUUUUGUUGUUUUAUUGAUAACAGUAUGGCCUACAGUGCUUCCUGUGUCCAUUUAAGAAAGAUCUCCAGGGAGACUAUUCACUCUGUCAGUGUAACAUCAUUUGAAAACACUUAGAAUCUAUUGAGCCCAGUUUGAAAUUGGAUAGUUCGUGCCUGACUUGUGGGUAACCACUUUAAAGUGUUGUUUGCUUCUGUGUUCAAUUGAAUAGUAAAAAAAAAAAAAAAAAAAAUAGAUGAAGCAAAGCAUUUUGGGAAAAGAAUAAAUAUAAUAUAUGAUAAUAAAGCACUGGUUUACAGCAGAACAUAAGCACAUGCUCUCCCAUUAUAGUCUGCCUGAACUUCUUAUGGAAGUUCUUUUAUGACCAACAGGAAAGUGUAUCUCACUGAAGUUGUGUCAUAACUCAGAAUAUGAAGUUUGCAAAGAGGCAAUGAGAAUCAUUAGUUUUUUCCUUUCUGGUAUUAUGUGGCCCGUGGGAAUUUGUAUGUUCCUGUUCUUGCAAGCAUCAAGUGUGUGUAUUUGGAUAUUUUGAAAUGGGCGAGCUUUGUACAAACUUCUUUCUGAAUGCGUGUGAUACCACCUUGUUUGGACAUAUGUGUGGCAGGCCCACUUACAGAACCAACUGUAUAUGUUUGUAGUUUUAACCUUUGGGGUUACUUUGCAUGGUAACAUUUAAAACCAGAAAAUUGUGGGAGAGCUGGAUGACAUGUUGGAAAGCGGUCAUGAUGUUUUGCCCCGCCGUUUUCUUGUUGGCUGCAGUUAUCUUGUGUCCUAUCAUGAGUAUUAACGUGCUUUUCAAUGUAGUUACCCGUGCCUUUCGCGAUGCUAGAUAAAUUGGAAAUGAAUUUCUUUGCCAAUGGGUGACUAUAGGAAAAAAUGCCAAAAAUGAUUCAGAAAGUCACGGGUGCAUUGAGCUUUUGGUUUUUCUUUAUGAAUAUUACCUCAUUAUAAACAAAAUAUUGACUUCAAAUUGUGGAUCAUCAGGCAUAUUUAUGUUGGAGAGAUGUUAAUUGAGAUAAUGUUGUGUUUUACGCUUGGUAAGAAUGGGAAGUAGGCAGUUAGAUUUAUGAAAAUUGAUAGACAUCUUCACAUUAGAUGAUAAUAAAUGCACAAAAAAGGACCAGCAUGGGUAACAGAAGCCCGUUUAAUGGAUGUAAGGAGCUUAUGCAAUAAGAAAUGAAAGAUUUGCUGCUUCCACCAACACAGAUCUUCCCUGUCUUACAGUAUUAAUAUCAGAUUUGAUUUGAUUAAUAUUUAGCCCCAAAGUUUUCUUCCCCCCGAAUCUCUGCACUCUCUAAACGUAUAUUUAAAGGUCCUGGUAGACGGGUGGGUGUAAAAUAAGGAUGUUGGAAAACAAAGGGAGGGUGGAAGAAAAAAUGUUUAAUGUACAAAAAAAAAAAAAAAAAAAAAAGAAUAUCGUUUGUUAGCUUAUGGUGAGUGGUUGACUAUAUGAUUGUACUAUUUCUAGAUAGCUUUACAGAGUAAGGUACCUCGCUGAUCUCCAUUCAGAUGCCUUACCACAGCUCCUUAGCUUUAGGAAUCAAAUCAGAACUGGAAAACUGCCAAAGACCUCGUUUGAAUGAAACCUCAGUGUGUGGAUGUAUUUAUAAAUCGAUUUUUUUUCAUGCUUGCCCAAAGAUUUAUACAUUUGGCAUCGAUCAUUCUUGUACUUCAACAAGCUGUCGAUAUCUUAACAUAGAGCUGAAACGCUCGUAGAACACGUCCCUGGACAAUGGCUUCGGUGUGGAACAUGAGUUUCUGAGCAGGUGCCUACAGGACCAAAGAUGAAUCCUGCUCCCACAGUUCCAGCUGUGUGCUGGUGGAGUUUUAUUUGACAAAGCUGUGACGAAUCGGGCGAGAUCAGUACAGAUAAAGCCACUAUAUAAAACCCCUUUAGCGGUGAUUUGGACACUUUUAAAAGUGUUAGUUCUACUUUGAGAAUCGAUUCGUUUUUUUUUAGGACUGAUACUUUGUCAUCUAGACAUUGUCUGGCUCAGUGGACAUGAACGUCAGUGUUAGCAAACUCAGUCUGUCUUUGAAUUUCAAAUCAUUGCAAAUUUUUUUCUUUUGUUGUUGUUUUUUAUUAUUAUUAUUUUUUUAUUUUCUUUCUUUCGUUGGACCUCCGGUCUCUAAUUGUACGGGUUUUUGUCACCAUUUCUGGUGUAUUCCAGCUUAUGACUUCUUCCUUACUGGGGAAAAACAGAAAAUGUAAGUUCAGAAUUGUGUGGUCAUAGACCCUUUUAUGAUUGUAUUAUCUUAUGGAGAGAAAAAAAGAGAUGUGUAUACACAUUAAAACAACUCAGGUAGCUUUGUAGAGAUUUGAUUAAAAUUCAAUAUUUGUUUCCUACACUUUGAUAGUGAAUCCUUUGUUAGUACCUCAUGAGCUUUUGUGUGUUUUGUUUGUAGAAAUGCUGUUAUUGAAUUCCAUGUGACGGUUAACAGUCAGUGAGGGGGUGAGCAAUUUGUAACUUUUACAACACCGUGUCUCAGCUUUGCAUUCUUCACAAAGUCCUAACUUGAUUUGAUUCAUUUAAACCUCAUGUAAUUAAAGGAAUCGUUAAUCUCUUUAAUUGAUGGAUGGAUAUAUUGUGAUAAACGUGUUUGCAUUCAACGGCUGUUACAAAAUUCAUUGCCUUUUGAUGAUCAAAAAAACUUGAAAAAUAGGUUUUCAAGAAAUUUGAGGUCAACAGACUGCCUCUAAAUUUGAAUUAUAGUGAUAAUAGAUAUUAAGACUCCUUGUCCCAGCACUGAAAAUUGAUAUUUACAUCAGGCUUGGCUGUGAGACAGGCUAAGCAAAGAGGCGUGGGGAGAUUCUGCUCGUAAGUUCUGACCUGGAAUCGGUUUUGCCUUUUAAAAUAAAAUGAUUAGCGUAGAAUAAAAGUAGCAAAUGCUGAUUCCAGGUCAGUUGUCUUUUCAGGUGGAUGAUAUUGGUUUAGGGGCCCUCCAAGAGGCCCACCAUUCUUUCCAUCUCUUUCUGUUUCACAACUCACGCUAUCCCACCAUCUAUCACCCCCUCAACCAAAGCAACAGAACAGUCAUUUAUUACUCUCUGAAUAAGGCUGAUGGGGCUAUAUGAAAUACGUAGUGGUCUCCAGUCUUGUUCUUUUGUCUUUGUGGACUUUAAACAUUUCCUAUGCAGUUUUAUUUUUUAAUGUUUGGUUGUUUAUGAUUUAAAUAAAGUUAUACCUCUUUGGAUCCUG
Messenger RNA from Cyprinus carpio (common carp), 7830 nucleotides. RefSeq names its product E3 ubiquitin-protein ligase TRIM71. Gene Ontology annotation, molecular function: ubiquitin protein ligase activity; protein binding; zinc ion binding. Gene Ontology annotation, biological process: proteasome-mediated ubiquitin-dependent protein catabolic process; protein polyubiquitination. The record is from RefSeq and is a predicted model, not a curated record. Lineage: Eukaryota; Metazoa; Chordata; Actinopteri; Cypriniformes; Cyprinidae.